Photinus pyralis (common eastern firefly) is the source of this 931-nucleotide messenger RNA. RefSeq names its product putative 3-methyladenine DNA glycosylase. Gene Ontology annotation, biological process: base-excision repair. Bases 61 to 753 code for a protein of 230 amino acids. The transcript has 3 exons. Gene Ontology annotation, molecular function: DNA binding; alkylbase DNA N-glycosylase activity. The record is from RefSeq and is a predicted model, not a curated record. NCBI's taxonomy places the organism in Eukaryota, Metazoa, Arthropoda, Insecta, Coleoptera, Lampyridae.
CUCUUGAGAGGAGUCACGUUUAGGUUUAAGUCCCCAAAUAGUGCAAGUGGCCACAAAAAUAUGCCUCCAAAAAAGAAACCGAAAAACGUCGAUAUGAAAUUAAAUUUUGAUUUCUAUAACGUCCCAUGUUACAACUUAGCCAAUUUUCUAUUAGGUAAACUGCUUGUCAGACGAAUCGGAGAUGAUAUCCUCAAAGGGCGAAUUGUUGAAACCGAAUGUUAUUUAGGUGGAGAGGAUAAAGCUUCUCGUUCAUUUGGAGGACGGAGAACUACGGCUAACGAACCAAUGUAUAUGCAACCAGGGACGGCUUAUGUUUAUAUGACUUACGGAAUGUACCACUGUUUCAAUAUCUCGAGUGCAGGACCGGGUGCUGCAGUUUUAUUACGAGCGAUACAUCCCAUAGAAAACAUUGAUAUAAUGACAGAGUUUCGUGGAAAAAAUUGUAAGAGUAAGUCGAAGAAAUUUAAAAUUGACGAAUUGGGAAAUGGGCCAUCAAAGUUAUGCAUGAGUAUGAGUAUAGACAAAGAAACUAGUAAUAAACUCGAUUUGUGUACAAGUGAUACUUUGUGGAUCGAAGAAGAUCUUGAUUAUGACAAUGAUUUUAAGACUGUUAUUUCGUCUCGUAUUGGUAUUGACUCGGUCGGUGAAGAAUGGGCGAAAAAGCCGUUGAGGUUUUACAUUCUGGGUGAUAGUAGUGUUAGUAAACGAGAUAAACAAGCUGAAAAUCAAUUUCUUGAUCUGCCGAAAAGUUAAAAUACGUGGUGUGCAAUCUUAUCUCACAAUUCAGUAUUAUAAACAAAAAAAUUUUUAACACGUGUAUAUUUGCUAAUUUUGCUGAAGUGAGGAACCAUCCUCCAGCCGAAAACAAGGGUGUGUAUACUCAGACUCAGUUUAUGUCUUGCAAUGGUUUCUAAAUAAAAUAUUACUUACA